This is a messenger RNA of Lodderomyces beijingensis, 504 nucleotides long. NCBI's taxonomy places the organism in Eukaryota, Fungi, Ascomycota, Pichiomycetes, Serinales, Debaryomycetaceae. The record is from the annotation of a GenBank genome assembly.
AUGACAUCGAGGUAUUCAGCUGCAGGAAGUGCCCACCAGCGAGAUUUGCGAACUCAGCUAUUCAGUACACCGACACAGUAUAUACGCCCACCAUACCAACAACAACAUCAACAGCUGCGCAGUCAGACCCCGCCCUCACGAGCACCACUGAGAAGCACAGCUUCACCGUAUGACAACUUGGCAUCGAACAAUAACCACGCCAGUGCUCUGCAUAACGAGUCCCUCCUCAAUUCACUAGAAACGCAAAACGACCAGGAAAUGGACUCAAUGGGAGCGAAGAUCAGCUUGCUCAAAAACUUGGGCGAGAAGAUGGGUGUUGAAAUCAACAAGUCGAUAAGUUUAAAUGACGACAUCACAAACAAUUUCGAGCGUGGCAAGGUCACUUUGAAGAAUACGUAUAACAAGAUGGUUGUUAUGAGUCAGCGUGCUGGUAUUAGUUGGAAGAUGUGGCUUUUGGUUUUCGGUAUUGUUGUGCUAUACUUCUUCUACGUUUGGAUAUUUUAA